Messenger RNA from Candidozyma auris, 597 nucleotides. RefSeq lists its product as uncharacterized. The record is from RefSeq and is a predicted model, not a curated record. Bases 1 to 597 code for a protein of 198 amino acids. The transcript has a single exon. NCBI's taxonomy places the organism in Eukaryota, Fungi, Ascomycota, Pichiomycetes, Serinales, Metschnikowiaceae.
AUGACAUCUUCUCUGCCCCAGCAGACCCUGUCGUGGUGGCAGCAGACUUCGUCGACGUUUCCUUCAAGCACCAGUGAACAAAAUGAGCUGACUUCAAGUCUGUCAUCACCCACAACGUCCAAUUCCCCGUCUACUACAUCCGAAGAGUCUGAAACUGAGGAGUCUCCGACACCAACGAGCCAAAGUCCGACUAAGACUGAUGAUGAUGAUGAUGAGGAGACUCUGAGUAACACCAACCUGAGAAGGACUACUACUUUUAGAGACGUGCAAAACGGCUCUACGGUCAUUGUUACUCAGACCUCAGUGUACACGUCAGGAAGCCAGUCAUCUGCCACGGGCGACGCCAACCGCCUGAAAGACGAUUCGGGGGGCCUCAGUCAAACCAACAAGAUUGUUGUAGGUGUGGUUGUUGGCGUUGGAGGUGCCAUCUUGUUGGCGAUAGCGGCGUUGGUAUUCUUUAUCAGAAAGAGAGGCAGCAGGGGUCGCGAGAGUGGAUGGACCUUCUGGCGCAAGGGCGAGAAGGGCGACGAGGACGACUUUUUUGACGGCGAGCUCGGAGUUCGUGACCGUAAGAUCAACCAGGGGCUGAACUUCUAA